Messenger RNA from Trematomus bernacchii (emerald rockcod), 1407 nucleotides. RefSeq names its product hairy-related 8.2 (gene her8.2). Gene Ontology annotation, molecular function: RNA polymerase II cis-regulatory region sequence-specific DNA binding; protein dimerization activity; DNA-binding transcription factor activity, RNA polymerase II-specific. The coding region runs from base 578 to 1060 and encodes 160 amino acids. Gene Ontology annotation, biological process: anterior/posterior pattern specification; regulation of neurogenesis; regulation of transcription by RNA polymerase II. The record is from RefSeq and is a predicted model, not a curated record. Gene Ontology annotation, cellular component: nucleus. NCBI's taxonomy places the organism in Eukaryota, Metazoa, Chordata, Actinopteri, Perciformes, Nototheniidae. The transcript has 4 exons.
CAUUAAAACAUAUUUAAAAUAAUAUGAAAUAUAGUAAGAUAUAGCAGUAUGGUAUGUGUAUUUUAUGUUUGUUACCAGACUUGUAGCCUCUCUGGGUCGAAGUGACACAUCUUGCAUACUGGCAAACCCAUACUGGCAGAUAAAUAAUGAAGCGAUUUGUCGCUCUAUUGUGUCUUUGGCCUUUUUGCAGGUAUAGUGUAACGUUGCUCCUGAGAAGAAUAGGCGAGGGUCUCCCUGGAGUAAAGCAGUAACUGCACACCCUUGUUCAUCCAUGGGAGAAGAGGAAACUGUUCUGUGUUGGGUGGAGGAAGAGGGGGAGGAGGAGGAGGGGGAGAGGGGUGCAUGGUUUCAGGCUGGACAUCUGUCGCUUGUGAGUGUGUGUUUUUUUUCUAGGCCGGGUCUCUGGGUUAUUGAAUGGAGCCAGUGACCUGUCAGUCUUGACUGAUGGGAGCCCCUGUGUGGGAAAAUCCCACAGCCAAAGAGCUCGGAGCAUUCACAUGCUAAUUGAGGCGGAUAAAUAAGAGGGCCGCGCGGCGCCGAGGGCCCUAGAGACGAGCUGAGAUCCAGAGGAGCAAACAUGACCGCUUCAUCCACGGCGCACAACGUGGGGAGACAUCCCAGCGCCAAGGAGGAGAGAAAGAUGAGGAAGCCGCUGAUCGAGAGGAAACGACGAGAGAGGAUCAACAACUGUUUGGAUCAGCUCAAAGACACUGUGAUCGGAGCGUUCAGUCUAGAUCAAUCCAAACUGGAAAAAGCCGACAUUUUGGAGAUGACAGUGAAGCAUCUGCAAAACAUCCAGAGCAGCCACGACCCCACAUUAGGCCUGGAGGCUCAGCAGAAGUACAGCACAGGCUACAUCCAAUGCAUGCAUGAAGUCCACAACAUGCUGCUCACCUGCGAGUGGAUGGACAAAACUCUGGGCUCCCGCCUGCUCAAACACCUCCUCAAAUCUCUGCCCAAAUCUAAAGAGGGGGAGGAGCCGCCUUCACCCCGAAAUGAUGCUCCUCUCCCAGGGUUCUCCCCCCUCAGAGGAGACCUGGAGAUGUGGAGACCCUGGUGACCCUCUGGAUGGUUGAUUGAUCCGUUAUGUAUCUUAUAGAUAUGCUGCUCAGAAGACAAACGUGGGGCAGUUUUUGUUCCGGUGGUUAUUAUGAUUAUUGUGGAUGUGCUAUAAUGAUUCCUCAGUACUUCCCUUUAGAAGUCGACCUCUCGUAGCCUGCAUUAUAGAAGGCUCCUAUUAAUCUUUUUGUGUAUUUAUUGUAUUAACUGCUUUAUUUAUUUGAUAUUAUAAGGCAUUUUAAGACUAAACUAUUCUGCUUGCUAUUGCAUAGAUGUGUAUGUAUUCCUCCUUUGCUGUAGGAUUAACCCGAACGACAAUAAUAAUAAUAAAGCUUUUAUUCAUCUUUG